This is a messenger RNA of Coregonus clupeaformis (lake whitefish), 1267 nucleotides long. RefSeq names its product zinc finger protein 135-like. The annotation marks the transcript as partial. NCBI's taxonomy places the organism in Eukaryota, Metazoa, Chordata, Actinopteri, Salmoniformes, Salmonidae. Gene Ontology annotation, biological process: central nervous system development; regulation of transcription by RNA polymerase II. Gene Ontology annotation, molecular function: DNA-binding transcription factor activity, RNA polymerase II-specific; RNA polymerase II cis-regulatory region sequence-specific DNA binding. The record is from RefSeq and is a predicted model, not a curated record. The transcript has 2 exons. Gene Ontology annotation, cellular component: nucleus.
AAGAGGAGGAGGAGGAGACGGAAGAUCUGAUUAACAACAGAGACAGACCAGACUUUGAGGAUUUAGAGCCAGAGACGUCCAAAGCAGCAAGACGACACCACUGCUCCCAGUGUGGAAAAGUAUUUUCUCGUUUAGCUUCCCUGAAAAGACACAAAAGAAUACAUACAGGAGAGAAGCCUUAUCACUGCUCCCAAUGUGGAAAGAGUUUUACCCAGUUGGGAACCCUGAACAUACAUAAGAGAACGCACUCUACAGAGAAGCCUUACCAUUGCACCAAGUGUGGAGAGGGCUUUUCCCAUUUAAGGUUCCUGAAAAUACACGGGAAAAUACAUACAGGAGAGAAGCCUUACCACUGCUCCUGCUGUGAAAAGGGUUUUACCAAGUUAUGGAUUCUUAAAGAGCAUGAGAGGUCACACACAGGAGAAAAGCCUUUCCAAUGCUCCCAGUGUGGAAAGAGAUUUACCCAUUCACGGAACCUCAAAGGGCAUCAGAGAAUACACACAGGAGAGGAGAGGACCUACUACUACUGCGCUCAGUGUGGAAAGCGUUUUGGUUGGUUAAAGGACCUGAAAAGGCAUGAGAGAACGCACACUGGAGAGACCCCUUACCAAUGCUCCCUGUGUGUAAAGGCUUUUUCUCGUUUAGCGUCCCUGAAGAUACAUAAAAGAAUACAUACAGGAGAGAAGCCUUACCACUGCUCCCAAUGUGGAAGGAGUUUUAGCCAGUUAGGAAGCCUGAACAUACAUAAGAGAAUACACUCUGGAGAGAAGCCUUACCGUUGCGCCGAGUGUGGAGACUGUUUUUCUCAUUUAGGUUCCCUGACAAUACAUGAAAGAAUACAUACAGGAGAGAAGCCUUACCACUGCUCCUACUGUGAAAGGUGUUUUACCAGGUUAGGGCACCUAAAAGAGCAUGAGAGGACACACACAGGAGAAAAGCCUUUCCAAUGUUCCCAGUGUGGAAAGAGUUUUACCCAUUCACAGACCCUCAAAGGGCACGAGAGAAUACACACAAGACAGGAGAGGACCUACUACUGCGCCCAGUGUGGAAAGAGUUUUAGUUGUUCAAAGUACCUGAAAAGGCAUGAGAGAACACACACUGGAGAGACCCCUUACCACUGCUCUCAGUGUGGAAAGAGUUUUACCCAGUUAGGGAGUCUUGACAAACAUAAGAGAACCCACUCUGGAGAGAAGCCUUAGCGGGAUACAAUAUAUACUGGAUACAGGGGUAUUUGGAAAUAGCCACCACGGGAUGGUUUUUCAAUACC